UAAAGCAUUCACAUUUUACAUUUGCAAUUAGUGGCUCCUGUCUGUGCUGAAUUUCUCAUGAGAUGCUUUUAAAUAUACUAACGCUGGAAUACACUGGGACUGCUCUAACACGCCACAAUAAAAACAGCUUGUUUUCCUUCACCUCAGUGGAUUAUGUUGUUUUAACACUAGCUUAUGCUAAAGGCCUUUUUUACUGCAACUAACAACAAAGUGAAGAACGGAGUUUGGUUUACAAUCAUUUGAUCAGCAUCUGAUUGAAUCAAAUUUCUCUACUUUGGAUAACUGUUGUAUCUUCCUUUUCUUGCUCUUUGAUUCUGUCCACAUGCAUGCACUUAUUCUCUGUCCUCUCUGUUUCCUUCUGCCCAACCUGCAGUCCUCAUAUUCAACCACACACUACCCCUCAGAACCCCAAGCAACAACCCCCUCCAUUACCCAGUCCCCCUCUGGUGUUUGCCCCAGUAGACCCAACCUCAGGUCCCAAACUGAUCAAAUGUAAGAGGUGGCCCCUCCUGGGACGCCAAGACCCCCGGGAUCCCCCGGACCCCGUUGAUUAUGAGAGCAUUUUGCCUGAUUUGGCGAAUGAUGACAUGUUUGCCAGGCGAACCUUAGCCUUCCAGUCCAACAUGGACCUAGUUAUGAUGAAGAGCCGGUUCCCUGCCAGGCGUCGUCUCUACACUUCUGAGCCACAACUGAACAUCGUCCUGCAACGACAUGGCAGUGGCAGUAAUAAGGAGCCAAUCCUGUUCCCCGACAUCGAAGAGGACGAUGUUGUCUAUCGAAAAGAGAAAAGUCAGCAGGCUCAGAACCAGCGAACCCUCUCCGGUGCCCCUGAUCACUAUUCCCCCAUGCCCAUCCCUGAGCCCUGGGCUCUGCCUUCAGAUCUCCAGGCCCGUCUUCUGUGUCCACCAUGUCCUCUGACUCGAAACACAACAGCAAAUAAAUGGAACCAAAUAGAAAAGGGGAGUCGUCCCAGCACAGAUGACAUGCUGGUCCGGAAGUUCGGGAUGAGCUCUGCUCAGAGCCAGGGGUCACUGAAAGGAAAUCUGAUGAAUCCCUCAGUACCGACGUCCUGCAGUGAAGGUGAUUUGGUGAGGUGGAAGUCUAUAAGAGAAGCCAGUCAGCUAAGGUAUAAGAAGAGGCUUCUUCUGGAGAGACUAGCCUCUCUCAAAGUGUAGGCAUGGACUCUUCUACUUUGUCUGUUCUUUCUGUGUACUAUGUGGGUUUAUGCUUAUUUAUGCCAUUUAAUUGUUUUGUGAAAACUCAUUUUUGACAUUUGAUGGCCCUUUUCCAAAGCCUUUUUAAAAUUAUUCAUCAGUCUGUUUCAUGAAUAAGCAAUGACUUUUUUUUCAUUGUUGCUGCUUUUAAAUAUGAGAGGACACAGUUAUUUCUUAGAACCCAAUGAGAUGUGUGCAAUUGUUGUUUGUUUGUUUGUUUGUUUUUUGCUUAACAGUUCAAAAUACAAGGGAAAUUGGUUUGUUAUGAACAAGCUUGUUAAAAUCUAGUUCAAAAGAGUUUAUUGGUAAUGUGUUUGAAACCAGUUAAGAAUGUCUGAUAUGUGGUUCCUCUUUGUCUCUUUGAUCAAUCAAUCAAUCAAUUUUUUUUAUAUAGCGCCAAAUCACAACAAACAG
This is a messenger RNA of Thalassophryne amazonica, 1628 nucleotides long. RefSeq names its product LIM domain only protein 7-like. Bases 327 to 1175 code for a protein of 282 amino acids. Gene Ontology annotation, biological process: regulation of cell adhesion; regulation of signaling. The transcript has a single exon. NCBI's taxonomy places the organism in Eukaryota, Metazoa, Chordata, Actinopteri, Batrachoidiformes, Batrachoididae. The record is from RefSeq and is a predicted model, not a curated record.